This is a messenger RNA of Porites evermanni, 321 nucleotides long. Lineage: Eukaryota; Metazoa; Cnidaria; Anthozoa; Scleractinia; Poritidae. The record is from the annotation of a GenBank genome assembly.
AUGUUUAAAGAUGAAGUAGCUGGUAGACAGAUUACUAAAUUUGUUGGUCUUCGUCCGAAGCUUUAUACUUUCAAGAUAGAGGAUGGAAGUUUAACCAAGAAGUGUAAAGGUGUAAAGAAGAAUGUUGUAAAAAAGGGAAUAGAAUUUGAAAAUUAUGUUGAGUGUUUAUUUACUGGUGAAAAGCAAAUGAGAACUAUGAAAAUUAUAAGAAGUGAAAAUCAUGACAUUUACUCAAAGGAAGUAAAUAAAAUAGCUUUGAGUAGUGAAGAUGACAAGCGCGUUGUAAUGAAGGAUAAAGUAGAAACUCUUGCUUUAAGAUAA